CCGGCCUCGCUGGUCCUCAGCUAUCAUGUUGUUUUGAUCCCUUGCUUAAGAUUAAAAAACGGAGCUUUGUCAAGCUGAAACCCUAGAGGCUUCUUUGAGCUCAGAGGACCAACUUCACGUCUGAUGAUCUGUUACUGUCUACUUGGCCAUGGCGAGGUCAAAGCAUUUCUCCACUAGUCGCGACGGCCGCUCGCGAAGGGGGUUCGGUUCAAAUCAAACCGCUGCUCAGAAGCAGAAACAAACAGAAUCCGUAGAUACUCACUCUGAGCCAGAAUCGAAUCACGCAGCAGUGGGUGGAGCAGAAAAUGCUGGGCAGCCUCAUGAAGGUGGAGCUCCACAUGGAGAGGCUGGGGAAGCGCACCAGCGCUCUAAACGCAGAUUCAAGCCGGGUACUGUUGCUCUUAGGGAGAUUAGGAAGCUUCAGAAAACUUGGAAUCAUUUAAUCCCCGCUGCACCAUUCAUAAGAAUUGUGAAGGAUAUGACAUUCUUUUAUUCACAGGAGGUUAACCGUUGGCAAGCUGAAGCUUUGGUUGCCAUUCAAGAGGCAGCCGAAAGCUAUUUAAUAGAGUUGUUUGAGGAUGCAAAUCUAUGUGCCAUUCAUGCAAAACGUGUGACCCUAAUGCAAAAGGACUUGCAUUUGGCACGGAGGAUUGCAGGAAGGCGGCAUUGGUGACAUUUUCAAAUUAUUUAGAGAACCAAAACUAUCGUUGUCGCUCGCUUUUAACAUUUCGUAUCUGGAGAACAAGCCUGCCAAAUUUUUAGAUUUCUCUAACGAAAACAGUUAUACUUUCAUUUUUUUGUAGUACCAUUGAUCAAUAGUUUAGCGUUUUCUUUUGUAAUUUUGGCAUCCCAUUUGAGUAGUAUACCACUUCUAGUUGGUUGGAUGUUGAUUUUUCUCCUGCGGUUCGAUUUGUAGAACACCUUUGUAAGCCCAAUGUUACUUAUUUUAUUUGAUAGAUUAAGGCUAAUUUCAUUGAGUUUUUCUUUUGC
Messenger RNA from Phalaenopsis equestris, 990 nucleotides. Its product is annotated as histone H3-like centromeric protein cnp1. Bases 149 to 673 code for a protein of 174 amino acids. Gene Ontology annotation, molecular function: protein heterodimerization activity; DNA binding; structural constituent of chromatin. The transcript is spliced from 7 exons. Gene Ontology annotation, cellular component: nucleosome. NCBI's taxonomy places the organism in Eukaryota, Viridiplantae, Streptophyta, Magnoliopsida, Asparagales, Orchidaceae. The record is from RefSeq and is a predicted model, not a curated record.